CCCUUUCCGGAGAGCGUAAUAGCUCACAUUUAUUGAGUUCUUAGUACAUGCCGGGCACUGUUCUAGGCUUUUUACAUGAAUUAACUCAUUAAAUCCUCAGAACAAAACCAUGAGGCAGGUACUAUUAUAAUAUUAUCUCCAUUUUGUGGACACUUAGGAGAGAUUAAUUUGCCCGAGGUUACACAACUAAUAAUUUUCAGAGUCAAGAUUUGAAUCCUGGAGCCUGUGCUCCUAACCAAACCACCAUCUGCCUCUCCUGGGCCCAUUGUUCUUAACUUCUUGGGGUCAAGUAUACUGGAGAGAAUGUGAUUAAAGCCCUGGACCUUCUCCCUAGGAAAAUGCAGGUAAGCAGAAUUUAGCAUAUUUCAGGGACUUUGGGGACACCUAAGACCCAUCGUCUGUCGACCUCAGGCUUAGAAUCUCUAUUUAUCUCAUACAUCCUGGAGAGAAUCGUCCAGGGACAAAAACAGAAGCGCCGCCAGCGCCGCAGGACUUCGCCCCUGCAAACGUGUGAGGAGAGCUGCGCUGCGCUAAGCUGCGUGGUGACGGAGAUGCCCGUUCUCUCGGAAUCAGGAACGGUGAGCUCCCAGGACUGCAAUGCCCUGAGAACGCAGCCGGGUCGCUGAGCCUCCGGAGUCCGGUAGCUGAAUGAAAUACGCAGGGAUCACCAGCCGGACCCAAAUCUUGCGUCCCUGCCAGCAUCCUGGAGUCCUAAGAGGCAGGGAUUGGAGCUGACAGGAUCUCAGAACUCUGGUCCCAGGCGCACAACGGCGGAGUCGCUGUUCCUGGUGCUGAAACACUCUGUCCUGGAAGAGCGUGGCCGCCUGCCCGCCUGGUACCGCGCCGCGGCCGCUGCGGGGAACUGUCCAGUGCUGAAAACGGAUGCGGCCCGGCCCGCAGGGCUCAGACCCGAGCCUGCCGCACCCAGCGGAACUCGGACCGAGCUCCUGGAAGCACUGACGCAGAGCGCAGGGAGAGUCGGAGUGGCGAGCUCCAAGUCGGGCAUGGACCUGCAGAGACCCGAUUCCUACCAGGGAGGAGCUGGCCCUGACUUCAACGAGCACGUCCUACAUAAGACCAUCCUGGUGGGCGACAGUGGUGUGGGAAAGACGUCUCUGCUGGUUCAGUUCGAUCAGGGCAAGUUCAUCCCCGGCUCCUUCUCGGCCACUGUGGGCAUUGGAUUCACGGUGAUGCUUCUGGGAGACUCAGGCGUCGGCAAAACAUGUUUCCUGAUCCGAUUCAAAGACGGGGCCUUCCUGUCCGGAGCCUUCAUAGCCACCGUCGGCAUAGACUUCAGGAACAAGGUGGUGACCGUGGAUGGCAUGAGAGUGAAGCUGCAGAUCUGGGACACCGCUGGGCAGGAACGGUUCCGAAGCGUCACCCAUGCUUAUUACAGAGACGCCCAGGCCUUGCUUCUGCUGUACGACAUCACCAGCAAAUCUUCUUUUGACAGCAUCAGGGCCUGGCUCACUGAGAUUCAUGAGUAUGCCCAGAGGGACGUGGUGAUCAUGCUGCUAGGCAACAAGGCGGAUAUGAGCAGCGAAAGAGUGAUCCGUUCCGAAGACGGAGAGACCCUGGCCAGGGAGUACGGCGUUCCCUUCCUGGAGACCAGCGCCAAGACAGGCAUGAAUGUGGAGUUAGCCUUUCUGGCCAUCGCCAAGGAGCUGAAAUACCGGGCCGGGCAGCAGGCGAAUGAGCCCAGCUUCCAGAUCCGAGACUAUGUGGAGUCCCAGAAGAAGCGCUCCAGCUGCUGCUCCUUCAUGUGAAUCCCAAGGGGCAGAGAGGAGGCUCUGGAGGCCCACGGGAUGCAGCCGUUCCCCCCAGGCCUGGCUUAUUCCAAGCGGCUGAGCCAAUGGGGAGAAAGAUGGAGGACCCAGUGCACAGCCUCUUCCUACUAGGGAGCUGUACUCCAGCUCCUACUUGAGUUCCUGCGGUCUCCCCGCAUCCACGGGGAGGGUAAAACACUUAGCUUUUAUUUGAAUAGUACAUAAUUUAAUACCAAAAAAAAAGGCACCUGGAUGCCCAAAAAACCGA
Molecule: messenger RNA, 2034 nt
Organism: Macaca mulatta (Rhesus monkey)
Lineage: Eukaryota; Metazoa; Chordata; Mammalia; Primates; Cercopithecidae
Gene: RAB37
Product: RAB37, member RAS oncogene family
Molecular function (GO): GTP binding; GTPase activity
Source: RefSeq, a predicted model, not a curated record